Cucumis melo (muskmelon) is the source of this 3564-nucleotide messenger RNA. RefSeq names its product transcription factor MYB3R-1-like. The record is from RefSeq and is a predicted model, not a curated record. Gene Ontology annotation, cellular component: nucleus. Lineage: Eukaryota; Viridiplantae; Streptophyta; Magnoliopsida; Cucurbitales; Cucurbitaceae. Gene Ontology annotation, molecular function: RNA polymerase II cis-regulatory region sequence-specific DNA binding; DNA-binding transcription factor activity, RNA polymerase II-specific. Gene Ontology annotation, biological process: regulation of DNA-templated transcription. The transcript has 13 exons. The coding region runs from base 383 to 3238 and encodes 951 amino acids.
UAGAGCUCCGGACCGUUUAAAUUAUCGUUUCCAAAAUCCUAAGCCAUUUUCGCUCUCGCUACGAGUUCCUCUCUUUGCUUUGGUUCAUUCAAUUCUUCUUCCGAUCAAAUUUCUACUCCUCGCAGAUUCUCUAAUGCGUUCAGUUUCGAUCGCUGCAUCCAGUUUCAUCUAUUUAUCUGUACUUCACCGCCGCUCGACGCCGACGCCGUCUUUGCGGCGGUGGAAAUUGAAUUUUUGUUAGUCGUUUUCAGAAAUUGUUGGAUGAGAUGGUAGAUUUUUCCACAUUGGAAUAAAAUAAUGGUCUGGAUAGCAUUCUUUGGAACAAGCCAUUGUCGGGUAGGAAUUGGGAUAUUAUGCAUUUGUCCCUCUAUGUCAAGGAGUUAUGGAAGGUGAUAAGACCAUCUCAACACCUUCGGACAAUCCUGAGGAGGCGGUUCGUGAUCAGAGGAUACGUGCUCUCCAUGGGAGAACUAGUGGCCCAACAAGACGUUCAACAAAAGGACAAUGGACACCUGAAGAGGAUGAAAUUUUGCGACAAGCAGUGGAUCAUUUCAAAGGCAAGAACUGGAAGAAAAUAGCUGGAUACUUCAAGGAUCGGACUGAUGUACAAUGUCUGCAUAGGUGGCAAAAGGUUUUAAAUCCCGAGCUUGUCAAAGGUCCAUGGUCUAAAGAGGAGGAUGAAAUUAUCAUUGACCUGGUAAACAAAUAUGGACCAAAAAAGUGGUCCACAAUUGCAACACAUUUACCCGGACGUAUUGGUAAGCAAUGCCGAGAAAGGUGGCACAAUCACCUCAAUCCUAAUAUAAACAAAGAAGCAUGGACCCAAGAAGAGGAGUUAGCUUUAAUUCGUGCUCAUCAAAUUUAUGGCAACAGAUGGGCAGAACUAACGAAGUUCUUACCUGGAAGGACAGACAAUGCCAUAAAAAACCAUUGGAACAGUUCUGUCAAAAAGAAAUUGGAUUCUUACUUGGCCUCCGGCUUGCUCUCACAAUUUCAAGAUCCAGUUCCCGCUGGACAACCAAACCAACUCCCAGUUUCAUCUUCAAAGGUGCUUGGUGGUAGAAAUGACAGUGGCUUGAAGGGAAUGGAUACAGAGGAGAUUUCAGAGUGCAGUCAAGAUGCAAAAGUUUCUGAUAGCUUGAUGAUCGAUUCAGCAUGUGCAACUCUGAAUAUAAGAAAGGAAUUUCAGUUAACCAAGGAUUUGGGAUUGGGAAAGGAGCAAAGUGCCAGCCCAGUAUCCAAUUCAGAACCCUACUACCGUCCAAUUGCUGAGUUUGCUCAAGAAAUGGGUCACUUGUCACAUUCGCAGCAAAAUCUCUCGCAUGAUUGUAGAACAACUUCAAAUAGGGAGCACCAGUGUGAUUUAAAUGAGUUUCCUAGCAUCUCUUCGUUACAGGUGGCCAAAGAAGCAUCACAGUUUCAAUCAAUGGAUCAUGGGAUGGGUGAAAGUCAUGGAAUUGGUGAUUCUGUUCAAACUUCUUUGACGGUAAAAGGAGCUGUGACUUCUGCCCAAGCAGAGUGCAUGUUUAUAUCUGAUGAUGAGUGUUGCAGGGUCCUGUUCUCAGAUACAAAGAGUGAUAGAGGCCAUCUGACUAGUAAUCUUAAAGGACCUUGCGUAACUGAAAUGUGUGAUUAUGAAGUACCGGUUCGCUCCUUGGGAACUCCAAAAGUGGAAAAUAACCAUACUUUGACUUCACAAAUAUAUAAUCAUCCGUCUGGAGCUGAUGUGCAGGAGAAAAAUUCCUUUGGUCAAUCCGGCAUGCUGAUUCCAUCUAUGGUUUCUGUCAACGGUGACAUGAUUUUAUUAGGCGAUACUGGAUCCAACCUAUUUGUAGGAGCCGUAGAGCACGAAUGUGUAACUAGCCAGCAAAAUAGGUUUGUUUAUAAAGAUGGAACGUCCAAGCCUUCCUAUUUUGAUGUUGCAGAUAACCCAGAAAUGCAAGAACAGCCUGGUGGAUCAGAAGACCUGCCGAAACCAAUUUGUGAGAAUACAUUUGCAACAGCAGCAGCAGCAGCAGAAGCGGAUGGCACAGGUACAUGCACUCGUUUGGAUGAGACAGCGAAACAAAAUGACAAACAUCAAGACUCGAGAGCUCUUUGUUACGAGCCUCCUCGUUUUCCAAGUCUAGAUGUUCCUUUUUUCAGCUGUGAUCUCAUACAGUCUGGAAGUGAAAUGCAGGAGUACAGCCCACUCGGUAUCCGUCAGUUGAUGAUGUCUUCUCUAAACUCUGUUACUCCAUUCAGAUUAUGGGAUUCACCAUCUCAUGAUACUAGUCCGGAUGCCGUACUGAAAAGCGCUGCCAAAACUUUUGCCAGUACUCCAUCUAUUUUGAAAAAACGACACCGCGAUUUAAUGUCUCCUCUUUCUGAAAGAAGAACUGACAAAAAGCUUGAAACCGAUGUGACAUCCAGUUUGACCGAAAACUUUUCACGCUUGGAUGUUGUGUUCGAUAAUGGGUCUGUUAAAGCUUCUAUAUUAUCUCCAUCUAACCUAAAGAAAAGUAUUGAAGAUCCUGCUGAAGAUAAAGAAAAUAUGCAUUGUACCUUUGAAGAUAGCAAUGAAUCUCUCGAUGUCAUGAUUCCAGAGAAUGGUUUUCCGAAAAGUUGUUCCCAAGACUAUACAAAACAAGGGACUGCUGAUACCGAGAUGAUAAGCGUCCAAUCCACAUCUGAAAUUGUACCUCCUGGAGUCCUGGCUGAACAUGAUGCCAAUGACUUGCUACUCCAUUCUGUUGAUCAAAAAGCUCUCAAUUCAAGUACAAGAAUUAAGAAACGACACUGUCUGAGCAAAUUGGAAGAUGCAUCAAAUGCUGACGAUGCAAAGCAGAUAGAUACUACUCGACCACAGACUACGGCCGCCGGAAUUGCUUCAGUACCUGGAGCUGGUGAAACUCCAUUCAAGAGAAGUAUUGAAUCCCCUUCAGCAUGGAUGUCUCCUUGGUUUUUCAAUUCUUUCCUACCUGGCCCGAGGAUCGAUACUGAAAUAUCGAUCGAGGACAUUGGAUACUUUUCGAGCCCGAAGGAAAGAAGCCUUGAUGCAAUUGGGUUAAUGAAACAAGUAAGCGAGAGAACGGCAGCAGCAUGUGCCAACGCCCAUGAAGUGUUGGGAAAUGAAACUCCAGACACACUUCUAAAGGGAACGCGUAUGAAACAUCUUCAUUGUGAUGAAACUAUUCUGGCGGAGUGUCGGGUGUUGGACUUCAGCGAAUGUGGCUCUCCAGGAAAGGUAGGGACAUAGUAGCGUGAAAACAACAGGAGAGACCACUCUACAUGCAUAGUCCGUGUCCCCCUUCCUAUCUUCUCAACGGCUGCACGUAACAAAUCUAUCUGGCUCUGCCACCGUCCACCAAUUCAACUCCUUCACGUAACGUGUUCAUUCAUCGCACUAGAAGAAAAAGGCAAAAAAAAAAAAAAAAAGGAAGAAGAAAUUGUAUGUGUUUGUACCUGUAAUUCUAGAUUAUCGGUCACUUCAAAACUUGAAUAUAAAGUGAAAAGAACAAAGAAGCCUUUCUUUCAGGGCAUAUGAGCGCCGAUAAAUUCAAAUGUUACGAAACUUGUUUUUAA